AUGCUUCUCAGUAGCAUUUACACAUUCCUUUGGUGCUUUACUAAUUGUUUCUUUUUCAACGUUUCUUGUUCAACAUCUGAAUUUAGAUUGGAGGGAGAUUACUUAUUGGGUGGACUUUUUGCUUUACAUGAAAUUGACCUUGUGACACCUGUUUUCAACCCGGAGACCACUGAAUGUUUCAGGCACAAUUUCUCAAAAUCUGGAUAUCAAAUGAUGCAAGUAAUGAGGUUUGCUGUUGAGGAGAUCAAUAAUUCCACAACUCUUUUGCCCAAUGUUUCUCUGGGGUAUGAACUUUUUGACCAUUGUUCUAACACAAGGAAUUUUCAUUCAGUCUUAAGUUUCAUCUCAAAGAAUGGCUCAAUAAACCCUAAAGAAAAACUCAACAACUAUCAGCCUAAAGUGAUUGCUUUAACAGGACCAUAUGGAAGCCCAAGAGCUAUAUCUGUUGCACCACUGAUCACAAUGGACCUUAUACCAAUGGUGAAUUAUGGAGCUUCUAGCUAUGUGCUCAGCAAUAAACUUCAGUAUCCUUCUUAUGUAAGAACACUUCCUAGCAACAAAGACCUAAUAAAGAUGAUUAUUCACAUUAUACAGUGGUUUGGAUGGAAUUGGGUUGCCUUUCUUGGAAGCCAACAGGAUUUGGAUGGACUAAAUCUGUUUAACAAAUAUAUAAGAAAUACUAGCAUUUGUUUAGCCUUUCAAGAGGGUUUGAGCCUAAAUGCAAACUAUAGUCAAACGCUUAAAAAGAUUGAUGAGCUCAACAUCAAUGUCAUUGUAAUUUUUGCUUUGCCACAAUAUGCAACCAAAAUAAUCAAAGCAGCCAUAGCAAACAACAUCCAAGACAAAGUAUGGAUUGCAAGUCAACACUGGUCUAUGAAUAAACAGCUUCCAAGUGAGCCAGGAAUUAGGAAAAUUGGCACAAUCAUUGGCAUUACGGAGAACCUAUUGUCAUUGCCUGGAUUUAACGAAUUUGUCUAUGGCCAUAAUGAUAGAGCUGAGAGUGAAGUCCAGGGGAAGAGUAAAAUAUGUAAUCAAGUUUGUGAUUACUGCUCAUUGUUGACCGCAGAGGAGAUUAUAAAUGAAAAUCCCACACUCUCCUUUGCCAUUUAUUCUGCUAUAUAUACCAUAGCUCAUGCAUUACAUAUAGUUCUGCAUUGUGACAUGGAUGAAUGCCACAAAAAUAUAAUGGUCAAGCCAUAUAUGCUUCUUGAAGAAAUAAGGAAGUUGGAUUUUCUACUCAUUGGACGUCACAUUAAAUAUGAUGAUAAUUUUGAUCCAACCAUCAGUUUUGCAGUUGUGCUCUGGCGCACUGAUGUGAAUCCUCCACAGUUUAAGAUUGUGGGCUCAUAUGAGAAUCAUCUGGAAAUAUAUUUUACCAUGGACAACUCUCUCCUUCUCUGGCAUAAUGGUUCUGUUCCUUUCUCAAACUGCUCUGUUGAGUGUGAGGCGGGAUAUUCAAGAAAACCUGAAGGUUUUCAUAGUUGCUGCUUUUCAUGUGAAAAAUGCCCACCUAACACCUAUGUGAUUUUUUCUCGCGACCCCUAUACCUGUUUUCCAUGUGCAGAGAAUGAAUGGUCUGAUGAGGGCAGCACGACAUGUAAGACACGUUCUGUUGUCUAUCCUCAGUUCACAGAAAUCCCCUCCAUCAUUGUCAUGUUUUCUGCUGCAUGCCUAAUUAUUCUGCUAAUUGCUGUAUUUUGGCUUUUUGCAUACAAUUACAACACACCAGUGGUAAAGUCUGCUGGUGGUAGCAUAUGUUUACUCAUGUUGGCCAGUUUGAUUCUGUCUAGCAUAAGUGUGUUCUUUUUCUUUGGAAAACCCACAUCUGUAUUUUGCCUCCUGAGAAAUGGCAUAUUUGCUUUUUUCUUCACUGUCUGUAUUUCCUGUUUGACUGUCCGUUCCUUUCAAAUUGUUUGUGUUUUUAAAAUGGCUGCCCAGUUCCCUAAAGCACACAGCCUUUGGGUAAAACACAAUGGCCAGUGGCUUUUCAUUGCAUUUUCUUCUUUCAUUAAUUUAUUUUUUUGUGUGGUAUGGAUGACUGUCGAUCCUGUCAAAGUCAUUGCUGACUCCUGGACUUAUAAAGACCAAAUUAUGCUCAUCUGUGAAAUGGGGAAUACUACAGCCUUUGCCAUAGUAUUGUUUAUAAGUUGGUUUCUUGGUUUCCUGUGUCUCCUAUUUUCUUAUAUGGGAAGAGAUCUGCCCAAAAAUUACAAUGAGGCCAAAUCAAUAACAUUCAGUCUCAUUUUGUACUCUCUGACCUGGAUUGCAUAUUUCACAGCAUACCUCACUAUCAAAAGCAAAUACAUCAUCAUUUUUAAUGCAGUGGCCCAGUUAACCAGUAUAAAUGCAAUUCUCUUCAGUUAUUUCAUACCAAAAUCUUAUGUAAUAAUAUUCCAACCGCAAAAAAACACUCCAGCAUACUUUCAAACAUCUAUUCAGACUUAUACCCAAACCAUUAGUAGGUCUUAG
Carassius carassius (crucian carp) is the source of this 2469-nucleotide messenger RNA. RefSeq names its product taste receptor type 1 member 1-like. Gene Ontology annotation, cellular component: membrane. Gene Ontology annotation, molecular function: G protein-coupled receptor activity. The transcript has 6 exons. The coding region runs from base 1 to 2469 and encodes 822 amino acids. NCBI's taxonomy places the organism in Eukaryota, Metazoa, Chordata, Actinopteri, Cypriniformes, Cyprinidae. The record is from RefSeq and is a predicted model, not a curated record. Gene Ontology annotation, biological process: G protein-coupled receptor signaling pathway.